Molecule: messenger RNA, 1045 nt
Organism: Fundulus heteroclitus (mummichog)
Lineage: Eukaryota; Metazoa; Chordata; Actinopteri; Cyprinodontiformes; Fundulidae
Gene: ier2a
Product: immediate early response 2a
Exons: 1
Coding region: 119-652 (177 amino acids)
Source: RefSeq, a predicted model, not a curated record
UGUCCCGCGCGGACGGCACUCUGUUUUGUGUCUGCGACAGAAGUUUCCGCGGCGCCACGCUGUCAUUGAGGUGGUUGUUUUUCUUCCUGGGACCAGUAGUUUCAAAACAAGCGGCGAGAUGGAGGUCAGCGCCGAAGCCAGGAGGAUCAUGGUGGUCGCUUUGGGGAAACUGUACAGCUCCCGCACGCAGCGCGGCGGUCUCCGCCUGCACCGGAGCCUGCUCUUGACUCUGGUGAUGAAAUCCGCUCGGGACAUUUACCACGCGGCACAGACGACGGCGGAAAGCAUGGAGGAAGAGCAGCAGGAGCAGCAGCACUCCGAGGUUGAGAUGGCCGCAGAGGCGAGCGGCGUCCAAGAGCUCCAGGGUCCCUCCGCGUCUCUUCCUCACCUGGCCGCCGACGCGGACGCGCAGAGCGGCACGGGAAAGCAGGAGAACACCUGCCUGAGCGGGCCGCCGCACCACACGCGGAAAAGACGGGGCAAAGCUACCGCCGAGCCGGACUUCCUGCCCUGCAAGAAGGCGAAAAUGGAGUACGGGACUGCUCAACAGCUCCUCGUCAGCUCAGUUUUGGUGGACUACGCGAACUGUAGCAGUGAGCUGGGACCUUCUCCAAGCGCCGUGCCCCUACCGACAGUCAUAGCAGCGUGUUGAACGCGUCCAGAGAGGACUUCUGAAAGUUUCCACCCUCGGCCCCGUGGGAGCCACGGACGCCCAGCGCGGCGCUCCCGUCCCCGCGUCUGGGUUUCGGGGACCCGCCGGGGAAAGCGUGGCCCCGGGCAGCUUGGGCUUGUUCCCGUUGGGGCGCAGCGGUUCCCGUGAAUCACUCCAUACAGGCAGAACGCCUGAAAGCUACAAGGAUUUGGGACUAUUUCUGCCUUUCGUUGACUUACUUCCACAGAUAUGUGAACUCUGUUGCUGCCUCACACGGCAGACUCUGUGAUCUUUGUUAUUGUCUACAUGCUGACUUAACAUAGAAGACGUGAUCAAGUGUAACAUUCUCAUUGACAACUACCUCAGUAUUUAUUAAAACUUUUUUAUACUUGA